This is a messenger RNA of Baudoinia panamericana UAMH 10762, 2425 nucleotides long. RefSeq lists its product as uncharacterized. Gene Ontology annotation, biological process: fungal-type cell wall biogenesis; transmembrane transport. The transcript has a single exon. Bases 176 to 2374 code for a protein of 732 amino acids. Lineage: Eukaryota; Fungi; Ascomycota; Dothideomycetes; Mycosphaerellales; Teratosphaeriaceae. The record is from RefSeq and is a predicted model, not a curated record.
GGUAUCUCAUCAAUCCGAAACAGUUGGUGAGCCAUACUGCGAUCGCGGUCUACACUCGUUCAGCGUCCACUUCUCCGUCCGUCUUCCAACGCAUUCCUGAAUCCGCAAUUCUCUUGGUUGUGUGUUACGACCCGGGACCUGGCCAGUUCCUCACGGCCGAGCUGGUCACGCGACCAUGGCGUUCUCCCGAGGGACAGCUCGAUUCUUAUCAUUUCUGUUACUCGGAUUGCUGCCCGUCAGUGUACUAGGUGGGAACAUUCUCAGCACAAGCGGCUUCACGAUAUGUCAGAACAAUGCAACAGUACAAGUCACCAAACUUAACGUCACGUACAAUAAAGACACGAGGAUUGUGAACUUCGAUGUUGCGGGCUCGAGCAACACUGUCCAAAAUGUCACUGCAACUAUGAUCGUUAGUGCGUACGGACAGCAGGUCUACACCAACACUUUCAACCCAUGCGAUACAGGUAUGGCGGAAAUGUGUCCAGUACCAGCAGCGAGCUUCGCCAGCCAUGGACAGCAAACGAUACCACAAGAAUAUGCGGACAAGAUACCGUCGAUAGCAUUUUCUAUACCGAAUCUGGACAGCACGGUGAAGAUGACCUUGCAAGGAGACGGUGGGGAGGAUGUUGCAUGCAUAGAAUCCAUGGUGGGCAACGGUCAAACCCUCCAUAUAGCAGCAAUAUCAUACGCUGCGGUAGGCAUGGCCGCAGCCGCGCUGGUCUUAUCGGCUCUUUCGGCUCUGGCAGCAGGCGGUCAUCCAGGCGCAUCAACACCAUCACCAACGUUCGGCGAAGUAAUUGGCUGGUUCCAGAGUAUGGCUACCAACGGUAUGCUCAGUGUUCCGUAUCCGAGUGUCUACCGAAGCUUCACGGCCAACUUCGCAUUCUCCACGGGUCUUGUACCUUGGGGCUCGAUGCAAGUUGCAAUCGACAACUUCCGCGCCAAGACUGGCGGCAAUUUGACUGAAGACAGCUAUCAAUAUCUUGACAACAACGCGACACUGGUGUUUCAGAAUGGCGCGACCACAAGUGCGCGGAUGGCAAGACGUGCAGUCAGCUCCAUCAUGCUGUGGGCAAGAGACGGCUCCACUGUUACAGUGAAUGGCACAUCUACGGAUGUCGGUGGCAGUGGUGAGAGCUCUUCGUCUCCCUCAUUAUACAGCAAGGCCGACCACUUCGUCAGCGGCAUUGAGGCCUACUCGGAACAGCUCGAGAUACCGGAAGCCAACACUUUCAUGACACUUUUGCUGAUCUGGGCUAUCAUUGUGGCCGUGAUCAUUGUCUUCAUUCUGUUGCUCAAAGCCAUCCUGGAGGCCUGGAGUAUGUUCGGCAAUAUUCCGAGAUCCAUGGAAAGCUGGCGUAAGCGAUAUUGGUGGAGACUGGCCAAGUCGCUCACAAGCCUGAUUCUGCUGCUCUACGGGGUCUGGACGCUCUAUUGCAUCUACCAGUUCACGAACGGCGACUCCUGGGCCGCCAAAGUGCUCGCAGGAAUCACUUUAGGUCUCUUUACACUCGUGCUAGCGUGGUACACGUGGCAAAUACACAGCAAAGCGAAGGAGUACAAGAAGCUGGAGGGCGACGCUGGCAAGCUCUACGAAGAGAAAGAGACAUGGAUCAAGUACAACAUUUUCUACGAGAACUACAAGAAGCGCUACUGGUGGUUGUUUGUCCCAGUGAUCGUGUACGGAUUUGCCAAGGGCUGCAUCAUUGCGGGCGCCAACGGACACGGUCUCAUACAGUCAGCGGGCCAGCUUAUCGUGGAAUCGCUGAUGCUUGGGCUGCUACUGUGGACGCGACCAUUCCAAAUGAUGAGCGGACAGUGGAUCAACAUUCUCGUCCAGAUUGUCCGUGUCAUCUCUGUUGGCUGCAUUUUGGUUUUCGUGGAGGAGCUUGGCAUCAGUCAGACAACGAAGACGAUUACCGGCAUUGUGCUGGUUGUCACACAAUGCGUGCUGACUGCACUGCUUGCCAUCUUACUCGUGGUCAAUGCGUUAGUCAACUGCAUUCGAGAGAACCCACAUAGAAGAGCCAGGAAGGAGCGGGAAAAGCUUAAGCUCGAGAGAGAUCUAGACAACUUGACGCCGCUGGAGCCGAUGCAGAACAAGGGCAGUACUGCAUACAAGGCACCAAUGGUGGCAGGAGCACCAUUCGGCGACAAUAAGGGUCGGUAUGGCCCUGUGCCUGCGCGGGCACAGUCGCCUGCACCGAGCUCAGAGCUUGACUUGGGCCGGCCUUCGCGCUUUGCAAGGGAAGGGGACGACACGCGUCUCAUGUCCAGCGCUGCGAGCAUGGGCCGGCGGACGGAAAGGAGUGUCAGCCGAAGCCCGGAUCGGGAGCCGACACUACCAGACGUUGGUCUCGGGCGUGGUUAUUGAUAGCGUUCGUAGCGUGUUUGGAUGUUUAGCAGCAUAGCGAUGCUGUUUGAA